CCUACAUCCCGCAUCUCUCCAGGGAGAAAGAAGCAUGGAGCUCUCAGAGCCCGAGCUGAUCCGGCAGAGCUGGCGGGCGGUGAACAGCAGCCCUCUGGAACAUGGCACUGUCCUGUUCUCCAGGCUCUUCACCCUGGAACCCAGCCUGCUGCCUCUUUUCCAGUACAAUGGCCAACAGUUCUCCAGCCCUGAGGACUGUCUCUCCUCCCCAGAAUUCCUGGACCACAUUAGGAAGGUAAUGCUGGUAAUUGAUGCUGCAGUGACCAACGCGGAGGACCUGUCUUCUCUGGAGGAGUACCUGGCUGGCUUGGGCAGGAAGCACCGGGCUGUGGGAGUGAGGCUCAGCUCCUUCUCGUGGGUGAGUCCCUGCUCUACAUGCUGGAGAAGUGCCUGGGUCCUGACUUCACACCAGCCACAAAGGCCGCCUGGAGCCAACUCUACGGAGCUGUGGUGCAAGCCAUGAGCCGAGGCUGGGAUGAGGAGUAAAGGAAGGGCCAGUGCCCUCUCCUAUCUCUCUGUCUGUCUAUCGAUCUGUCUGUAGUAGCCUCAGCCUCUCCCCCACGGCUGCCCUGCACCUUGGCCCUCAUGCCCUUGGCCAUCCUAGAGAGGUGUUGGGAAAGGGCUCUGUCUCAGAUCCCGGUCAACUGCAGAGAGGUGGUUUUUCUUUCCAGAAGAGACUUUGGGCUCCCCUCGUCCCCAUAGAUGCACCCUGCAUGCCUGAUUAGCUCUCCCCAUGAAGAAAAUAGUUUGGGUAGUGAGGUGGCAUGGG
Molecule: messenger RNA, 769 nt
Organism: Phodopus roborovskii (desert hamster)
Lineage: Eukaryota; Metazoa; Chordata; Mammalia; Rodentia; Cricetidae
Gene: Ngb
Product: neuroglobin
Exons: 4
Coding region: 35-463 (142 amino acids)
Molecular function (GO): heme binding; oxygen binding
Source: RefSeq, a predicted model, not a curated record